[Torrubiella] hemipterigena is the source of this 1599-nucleotide messenger RNA. Lineage: Eukaryota; Fungi; Ascomycota; Sordariomycetes; Hypocreales; Clavicipitaceae. The record is from the annotation of a GenBank genome assembly.
AUGCUGGCCGAGGAGCCCAAGUUCAGCUUGGCUGAAGCGCUCAACGACCUCGACCUGGACCUCACCAAGCAUGGCAAUGAACAUGAUAGACGGGACAUGGCCCGUAUGGGCAAGAUCCAAGAGAUGCGCAGAAAUUUCAAAUCCUUGACUGUGAUUGGCUUUAGUGCCAUCAUCAUGUGCUCGUGGGAAUCUCUUCUCAGUACAGCUUCCCUUGCCCUUGAAAAUGGUGGUUAUGCUGGUCUUGUGUACACAUGGCUCUUUGCAUGGCUCGGCUUCAAUACAGUCUAUGCGUCCAUGGGUGAGAUGGCUUCCAUCGCACCAACCACAGGUGGCCAGUAUCACUGGGUCAGUGAGUUUGCGCCUGAAAAGCAUCAAGCUUUCCUUAGCUACAUUGUUGGCAUGCUUGGUGUCUUGGGCUGGCAAAGUCUGGUCGCGUCCAUUGCGUUCCAGGCUGGCACCGAGAUCCAAGGCCUCUUCGUCCUCAACUACGGUGAUGCCUAUGAAUUCCAACGAUGGCAUGGUACGCUCUGGGUCAUUCUCAUUAUCCUCUUCGCUGCCUUGUUCAACACACUCCUGGCCAACCGCCUACAUCUGGUCGAAGGUUCCAUUCUUAUUGUCCAUGUGUUUGGAUUCUUUUGUGUUCUUGUACCAUUGUGGCUUCUGUCGCCUCGCACAGCUAGCAAAGUAGUCUGGACCGAAUUCCGCGAUCCAGGCUGGGGAAGCAAGGGCUUAUCUUCCUUGAUUGGUGUUGUUGCCAGUGUGCUGCCCCUUCUGGGAGCAGAUGCCUCCGUACAUAUGGCUGAAGAAGUCCAAGAUGCGGCCCGCACAUUGCCUAGAAGCAUGUUGUGGUCAGUAAACAUCAACGGACUUAUGGGCUGGCUCACGGCCAUCACCCUUUGCUAUUGCAUAGGAGACCUCAGUACUGUUUUGGAUACACCCACUGGAUAUCCAUUCAUUCAGGUCUUCUACAACAGCACCCAGUCGCUUCCAGCGACCAACUUCAUGACCAUCAUUGUCCUAUUCAUGGCAACCUUUUCAUGCGUCACCAUCAUGGCGUCUGCGUCUCGACAGAUAUUCGCCUUUGCAAGAGACCAAGCACUACCAUUUUCGGGCUGGAUUUCAAAAGUUCACCCGACCCUGGGCGUCCCUGUGAAUUCUGUCAUUAUAUGCGUCUGCAUCUCAUCCGCGCUUUCUUUUAUCAACAUUGCUAGCGUUGUUGCUUACAACAACAUCCUGUCCUUGGGCUCGGCGGCGCUCAUGGUAUCGUAUAUUGUGUGUAUUGCCUGUUUCCUCUGGAGACGCAACUCCAGCGAACCUGCCCAAAUGAACAAGUUUUCCAUGGGCAAAUAUGGCAACCUGGUCAAUAUUAUCGCAAUCAUAUUCUUGUCCAUAGUUUUUAUUGUGGCGUUCUUUCCGCCUGUGCCACGGCCGUGGCUGACUUGGGACACCAUGAAUUGGUCGUCGGUGAUUUUCACCACGGUAUUGGUAUGGAGCAUUGCAUACUAUUACAUUUGGGGAAGAUAUAUAUAUGAAGGCCCGGUGAAGAAUGUGCAAAAGACGGAGAUGAUUCAUGAGACACAGAGCCACCAAUACGUAUAG